AUUCCCAUCCCACACACACAAAACCAAUUUAAUCUCAAAAUUAAAAUAAAAACUCUCUCUCUCUCUCUCUCUCUCUCUCUACCCCCUUUAUUUCCUUUCCUUGUGUUAUAUGCCAACCCAGAAACUGAGCUGCCUUUCCUUCCUCUCAUCAGUUUUCCUCAGCCAAAACCUCCUCACAAACACCGCCACACAAAACAGAAGCUAUAUAUAUAUAUAUAUAUACAUAUAGAGAGAGAGAGAGAGAGAGAGAAGCAGAAGAAUUAGUAGUGGCAUAAGAUGGGCACAACAAGCCCAUUCAAAGACCACCACCAAUCUCAUUCCCUCACCAAGAAGUUCUUACCUUGGGCCAUCUAUUCUCUCUUUCCCAUAGCCCUCCUUCGCUUAUACUUUUACCCUCUAAACUUCCCUAAUUUAUCUUCCACAGAUCAGCUUCCCAACACCUCUCCCAUUACAAUCACAUCUUCCAUAAUCUCCAAUCCCCCUCCAUUAAUCUCACCUCAAGAAAAUGGAAGAGCUAGAUCAUACGAAUCUCCUCCAUCAUGUGACUACACAAGCGGCAAAUGGGUCCAUGAAAAGCAGGGUCCUCUGUACAAUGGGACAACUUGUGGGACGAUCAAGGAAGGCCAGAAUUGCAUUGCCCAUGGAAGGCCAGAUUUUGAGUAUCUUUAUUGGAGGUGGCACCCAAACCAAUGCAAAAUUCCGAGGUUUGACCCCAACACUUUUCUCCAACUCAUUACCAACAAACAUGUUGCUUUUGUCGGUGACUCCAUGGCCAGGAACCAACUUGAGUCACUCCUUUGCAUGCUAGCCACACUCUCCGCUCCUAAUCUCGUUUACACAAACGGUGAAGAUAACAAAUUUCGUCGUUGGAAUUUCCCUUCCCACAAUGCGAAUGUCUCAAUUUAUUGGUCUCCUUUUCUCGUCCACGGCGUUGAGAAAUCAAACGACGGUCCAAAUCACAACAAGCUUUACUUGGACACAGUUGAUGAGAGAUGGGCAAAGGAUUUGGAUAAGAUGGACCAGAUUGUGUUGUCCAUUGGUCAUUGGUUCUUGCACCCUGCAGUGUAUUUUGAGCGUGACGAUUCGGUUUUGGGGUGUCAUUAUUGUCCGGGCCUAAAUUAUACCGAGAUUGGAUUUUAUGAUGUUUUGAGGAAGGCAUUGAAGACUGCGCUAAGCGCAAUAAGAGAAAGGAGGGAAGCUGGUCGGAAGGCGAUCGAUGCGGUGGUGACGACGUUUUCGCCGUCGCAUUUCGAGGGCGAGUGGGACAAGGCCGGGGCGUGCCCGAAAACAAGGCCUUACGAGGAAGGGGAGAAAUUGCUUGAAGGAAUGGAUGCGGAUAUGAGGAAGAUUGAGGUUGAAGAAGUUGAAUUGGCUAAGGAAAAGGGUGAACGUUUUUUUAGGUUAGAGGCUUUGGACGUGACUAAAUUGUCGUUAAUGAGGCCUGAUGGUCACCCGGGGCCUUAUAUGCACCCAUUCCCACUUGGUAAUGGUGUUAAUGAGAGAGUACAAAAUGAUUGUGUUCAUUGGUGCUUGCCGGGGCCUAUUGACACAUGGAAUGAAAUUCUCUUGGAGAUUAUGAAAAAAUGGGAUCUGGGUCAAUUUAGAAGAGAAGAAUGAGACCAAGUUUUCAUGAUUACAAUGGUCAAGAAUUCGGUGGGUUUGUUUAUUUUUUGAAUGUUAUUCUCAGUAAAGUUGGUGGAUGUUGUUAUUGGUCUGCAAAGAUGAGCACGGGAAAAGGGAGGAUAACGAUUGGUUGGUUUUUCUUUUUAUUUUUUUAUUUAUAUUAUUAUUUUAUAAUGGGGUUCUGCUCAAGAGAAAUGGAGAGGUGUUGGAAGUUUGGGUAGAAAAGAAAAAAAAAAAAAAGUGGUGAGGAAAUUACUGACAAGGAGAUUAAUGGUGCCAAACUAGUUUUGGUUUUUGGUAGAUUUGAUCAGUGAAGGAUACAAAUGCUUUGCAUAUGAAAUCGUACAGAGAAUUUGUAUAGCUUUCUUGUCAUUUUCUGUUGUUUUUUUUGUGAGUCCGGAAUACUUAUGUAAAGAUAUUUAUAUGCCUCGUUUCCUGCAAUUUGC
This is a messenger RNA of Morus notabilis, 2069 nucleotides long. RefSeq names its product protein ALTERED XYLOGLUCAN 4. The record is from RefSeq and is a predicted model, not a curated record. NCBI's taxonomy places the organism in Eukaryota, Viridiplantae, Streptophyta, Magnoliopsida, Rosales, Moraceae. The coding region runs from base 277 to 1617 and encodes 446 amino acids. Gene Ontology annotation, cellular component: Golgi apparatus. Gene Ontology annotation, molecular function: O-acetyltransferase activity. The transcript has 2 exons.